Molecule: messenger RNA, 1882 nt
Organism: Lytechinus variegatus (green sea urchin)
Lineage: Eukaryota; Metazoa; Echinodermata; Echinoidea; Temnopleuroida; Toxopneustidae
Gene: farsa
Product: phenylalanine--tRNA ligase alpha subunit-like
Exons: 12
Coding region: 28-1524 (498 amino acids)
Biological process (GO): phenylalanyl-tRNA aminoacylation
Cellular component (GO): cytosol; phenylalanine-tRNA ligase complex; cytoplasm
Molecular function (GO): tRNA binding; ATP binding; phenylalanine-tRNA ligase activity
Source: RefSeq, a predicted model, not a curated record
AGACACCAUAUCCAUACCCAGCAACAUAUGCGCACAAUGGGGGACAUUCUUGAAGAAAUCCUUCAAAUUGUUGAGCGUGUAGGAGAUAUAAACUCCGAAGAUGUAGCGGGCUGGCUUGAAAAGGACCACCAGCAGAUCGUAGGAGCCAUUAAAAGUCUACAAUCCUUAGGAAAGCUUAUUGAGGCCGAGCAGCAGACUUCCAAACAAUGGGAGCUAACUGCAGAAGGGACGGAGAUGGUCAAUAACGGCAGCCAUGAAGCAGCAGUAUAUAACGCUGUUCCUUCUGAGGGAAUUACCCAAGCUGAACUCAUGAAGACUGUUCCGAAUGCUAAAAUAGGAUUUAGCAAGGCAAUGUCUGCAGGAUGGUUGGAGGUCAACAAGAAAUGUGAAGGUGGUCCAAGAGUUCUGAGAAAGGUCUCCUCCAUAGAAGAUAAAGUACAGUUACAGCUCCAAAGAAUCAGACAGGGGAACGUUGAAAUAAUAACAGAUAAAGAAAGGGCGGAACUUAAGAAGAGAAAGCUCAUUACUGAAGUGACAAGAAAUACUUUCCUGAUCAAGAAGGGAGAAGAAUUCAGCACAAAGAUUCAGAAACCAGAGACCGAUCUUACUCCUGAUAUGAUCAUGAAAGGAACAUGGAAGGACCAUAAAUUCAAAGAUUAUAACUUUGAAGCUCUUGGUGUCACGAUCCCGUCCGGUCACCUUCAUCCGCUUCUCAAGGUCAGGUCACAGUUCAGACAAAUCUUCUUGGAAAUGGGAUUUACGGAGAUGCCCACCAAUAAUUUCAUUGAGAGUUCUUUCUGGAACUUCGAUGCUCUCUUCCAACCCCAACAACAUCCAGCAAGAGAUAGCCAUGAUACAUUCUUCAUCAAAGAUCCUGCUAAUGCCACUCAAUUUCCCAUGGACUAUCUUGAGAGAGUAAAGACAGUACAUUCCAAGGGAGGUUAUGGCUCACAGGGAUACCAGUAUGACUGGAAGAUAGAGGAAGCUAGGAAGAAUAUCCUGAGAACACAUACCACUGCUGUCAGUACAAGGAUGCUGUAUAAACUAGGACAACAGGAGACAUUCACACCAGUAAAGUACUUCUCAAUCGAUCGAGUAUUCAGGAACGAGAGUUUGGAUGCCACCCAUUUAGCGGAGUUCCAUCAGGUCGAAGGACUAGUUGCUGAUUACAACUUAACUCUAGGUGACCUGAUUGGCGUCAUUUAUGAGUUUUUCAAGAAACUAGGCAUGUACAAGUUACGUUUCAAGCCGGCUUUCAAUCCCUACACGGAACCCAGUAUGGAGAUCUUUGGCUACCAUGAAGGACUGAAGAAGUGGGUGGAGCUUGGUAACUCAGGAGUCUUCAGACCAGAGAUGCUGCUUCCAAUGGGUCUACCAGAAGAUGUGGUAGUCAUUGCGUGGGGGCUGUCAUUAGAAAGACCAACCAUGAUCAAGUAUGGAAUGGACAACAUCCGCGACCUCUUCGGCCCCCGGGUCAACCUACAGAUGGUGUAUGAUAAUCCUAUAUGUAGACUAGAUAAAUAAGUAAAUGAGAUAUAUAGUACAAUUAUAAACAUCCCAAUACAGAAAGAUGAUACUUCUUCCAUUGUAUUUUGUGUAGAACGUGAAAAGAAGCUAUUCCUUUUGUUUUCAGUGUUGUAAAUCUCAACUCCAGGGGCCCGUUAACACAAAGCCUAGCAACCAUUGUCAAAAAAAUUAUUUAAGAUUGAUUGCAUUGACUACAAUGUACAAUCAGUCGUGAAAGAUCAAGCGUAAGAUCUAUCACUACCCUCUGUGUUAUUGGACCCAAGAGAGCAUUACAUGAAGAGAUUUUACCACUGAUUUCACCGACAACUGUUAUAAGCCAUUGAAAAUCCUUUCAUCUGAUUGGCUAAGAGCAAGU